Messenger RNA from Penicillium samsonianum, 378 nucleotides. Its product is annotated as GFA family protein. Lineage: Eukaryota; Fungi; Ascomycota; Eurotiomycetes; Eurotiales; Aspergillaceae. The transcript is spliced from 2 exons. The coding region runs from base 1 to 378 and encodes 125 amino acids. The record is from RefSeq and is a predicted model, not a curated record. Gene Ontology annotation, molecular function: carbon-sulfur lyase activity.
AUGUCUACAGCCACAUGUGCCUGCAAUGCUGUUCGCAUUUCUAUCUGCCACUGCCUAGAAUGCCGCAAGUCAAGUGGUAGCACCCACGGUCUCAACCUAGUGGUCCCAGGCGCUGGAUUUCUCGUCAAGGGCAGCCCAUCAAGCUUCACCUACGAAGCCAGCAGCGGCAAUAAUGUGACUCGUUACUUUUGCCGAAGGUGUGGGGUUAAUCUGUACUCAGACGGUGCUGGGGCGCCAGGUGUAAAGUUUGUCAAGGCCGGUGCUGUGGACGAUCCGCUGGUGUUGAAUGAGUGUAGACCCGACACAGAGUUUUUUGUCAGUCGUCGGGCUGCGUGGCAAGAGGGGAUUUCCGGGGUCGAACAAAGGGAUACUAUGUAG